Messenger RNA from Diaporthe citri, 162 nucleotides. RefSeq lists its product as uncharacterized. The coding region runs from base 1 to 162 and encodes 53 amino acids. The transcript is spliced from 2 exons. NCBI's taxonomy places the organism in Eukaryota, Fungi, Ascomycota, Sordariomycetes, Diaporthales, Diaporthaceae. The record is from RefSeq and is a predicted model, not a curated record.
AUGAGAGAGGAGCCGGCAGCCGGGAACCCUGGCGCAUCGCUCCAUCCGCUCGACCUCGGCCGAGCAGCCUUUUCGCCCUGGAUCCUCGAUGAGAAGAAACAACCCUCCCUCAACAAGGCCCUCUCCAUGGCCACUGCCACUUCCCCAGACAGCCCACUUUAA